Messenger RNA from Oryza brachyantha (malo sina), 1442 nucleotides. RefSeq names its product protein CHUP1, chloroplastic-like. The transcript is spliced from 7 exons. The record is from RefSeq and is a predicted model, not a curated record. NCBI's taxonomy places the organism in Eukaryota, Viridiplantae, Streptophyta, Magnoliopsida, Poales, Poaceae. Bases 112 to 1188 code for a protein of 358 amino acids. Gene Ontology annotation, cellular component: chloroplast outer membrane. Gene Ontology annotation, biological process: chloroplast organization.
GCCACAAGCAAAUUUGUUCUCAUUAGCUAUAAGUAGCAGCAUCUCGCCACUGUUCUGGUCUCACCAAUUUCCAUUGGAGAUGCUCAACUUGCAUCUUACAAAAUUCAGAAGAUGAAGCAUCAAGUGCUCAGCGACGGGGACGCCUCUGUGCCAACGAGGGCCUCCAGAGCAGCAGCCACAGCGUCUGCGAGGGCGAACGGCAACAGCAAGGAUGACAUGCAAUCAGAAUCGGAGUCCCUCGGGCGGGAGGUGGAGAGGCUGCGGCGGCGCAACGACGAGCUGGAGCAGCAGCUCGCCCUCGCGCACCGCACUGUCGCUCAGCUCCGGCAGCAGGUAGCAGCAGACGAGAAUUCCUCAGCGCCUCCCACAUGUAUUCCUCCAGCGCCGCCUCCUCCUAGCCGAAUUACCCGACCACCUCCAAGGCUGCAAGGAUCUUCCCAUGCCACGGCGCUGGUCGACAUGUACAAAUCCCUCACCACCAAGACACCAAAUGCUGCUGCCUCUGGCAUUGUUGGCGAGCUGCAGAACCGCUCCACGCACUUGCUAGCGAUCAAAGCAGACGUGGAAGGAAAAGCAGUGUUGAUCAACCAUCUCAUCGCAAAAGUCCACCAAACUACAUUCGCCGAUGUGGAUCAAGUGGUCGCCUUUGUGGAUUGGCUGGACCAACACCUAUCAACCCUGACUGACGAGGCAGCUGUCCUGAAGCACUUCAGCUGGCCGGAGAGAAAAGCCGAUGCACUGCGAGAGGCAGCCUCCGAAUACCGCCAUCUCAACUCUCUUCUCACACAGAUCUCUAACUCCUCCAGUGACACCACCCUUGCUUCCUGUGAGGCUGCUCUCACCAAGAUAUCAGCCUUGCAACACAAGUUGGAGAAGAGCAUGAGCAGAUUGGUGAAUCUGAGGAGCUCGGUGAUACCAUCCUACAAAGAGUUGAGGAUACCCACUGACUGGAUGCUUGAUUCAGGGAUUGCUUCCAAGAUGAGGUUGGCCUCACUCAAGCUUGCAAAGGUGUACAUGAUGAGAGCCCUCAAGGAACUGGACAGGGAAACAGGGGGUGAGGCUCUGCUUGCUCAAAGUGUGCGCUUCGCCUACAGGGCUCACCAGUUUGCUGGUGGACUUGAUUGCGAAGCUAUGCAUCUUUUUGAAGAUCUGACACAUCGGGCUGAGUCAGUCCCCUCUUCUCCCUGAGUAUUAGAGCGUGCCAAAUCUUGUAAAUCAUUUACGAACACCAAAAAAUUGCUGACGGGAUGCAACGGUAGGUGGAUUGUCAAAUAUGGUCCAAAUGUUGUCCACUUUUGUACCUACUGUAUAUUGCCAUUAUCAUGUAAAACAGGUAUAGGUUAUAGAGUUUGACAAUAAUUCUGCAUUGUACCACAGUUAACUUUAAGUCUACAUACAAUCAAUUAAGACUUGUAUAUUCGACCGGCAUUCAACAAAAUGAU